GAUGCCACCAAGAAGAAAUGAGAAAUACAAACUUCCUGUUCCACUUCCAGAAGGCAAGGUUCUGGAUGAUAUGGAAGGCAAACAAUGGGUGCUGGGCAGGAUGGUUGGCUCUGGAGGAUUUGGAUUGAUAUAUUUAGCUUUCCCCACAAAUAAGCCAGACCAAGAUGCAAGACAUGUAAUAAAAGUGGAAUAUCAAGAAAAUGGCCCAUUAUUUUCAGAACUUAAAUUUUAUCAGAGAGCUGCAAAAAAAGACUCUAUCAAAAAGUGGAUAGAAUGCAAACAGCUUGAUUAUUUGGGAAUUCCUCGGUUUUAUGGAUCUGGUCUGACUGAAUUUAAGGGAAGAAGUUACAGAUUUAUGAUAAUGGAAAGACUAGGAAUAGAUUUACAGAAGAUCUCAGACCAGCAUGGUACUUUUAGAAAGUCAACUGUACUGCGAUUAGGUAUCCGAAUGUUGGAUGUACUGGAAUAUAUACAUGAAAAUGAAUAUGUUCAUGGUGAUAUAAAAGCAGCAAAUCUACUUUUGGGUUACAAAAAUCCAGAUCGGGUUUAUCUUGCAGAUUAUGGACUUUGCUACAGAUAUUGUCCCAAUGGGAACCACAAACAGUAUCAGGAAAAUCCUAGAAGAGGCCAUAAUGGGACAAUAGAGUUUACCAGCUUGGAUGCCCACAAGGGAGUAGCCCUGUCCAGACGCAGUGACAUUGAAAUCCUCGGCUACUGCAUGCUGCGGUGGUUGUGUGGGAAACUUCCCUGGGAACAGAACCUGAAGGACCCUGUGGCUGUGCAGACUGCUAAAACAAAUCUGUUGGAUGAGCUCCCUGAGUCAGUGCUUAAAUGGGCUUCUUCUGGAAGCAGUUGCGGUGAAAUAGCCCAAUUUUUGGUAUGUGCUCAUAGUUUAGCAUAUGAUGAAAAGCCAGACUAUCAAGUGCUCAAGAAAAUUCUGAACCCAGAUGGAACACCUUUAGGACCAUUGGAAUUUUCCACUAAAGGGCUGAGUGUAAAUGUGCAUACUACAAACAAUCAAAAGGUUGAUUCACGAAAGGCUACAACAAAACAAAUCAAUCAGAUGCAAAAUAGGUUAAUAGGAAAUGAAGUCGACAGAGAGAGAAGUGCUGAGUCCUGUGCAAUGCGGAGAAAAGUGCAAAGGGAGGAGAAGCUGAGUGGAUUGAUGAACAGUGAAGCAGCUCAGGAAAGCACAAGGAGAAGGCACAAAUAUCAAGAGUUUCAAGAACUUCUGAAGGAAGCAAAUAGUUUCCCCCAAAAAUCCAACUAUACACAAUUCCCAGAUUCAUUUUAUGAACCCCAUCAAGAUUUCACCAGUUCAGAUAUAUUCAACAAGUCAAGAUCUCCAUCGUGGUAUAAAUACACUUCCACAGUUAAUAUGGGGACCACAGAUUUACAAAGUUCUACAGGACUUUGGCCUGCAAUUUCUCAGUUUACCCUUAGUGAAGAAACAGAGGCAGAUAUAUAUUCUUAUGGCUUCAUAAUAAUUGUCCUUUUGACGUUAGUAUGUCUUGCAUUAUAUUUUCUCUGAAGAUAUCAAAUAAAAUCCUUUUGAUAAUUUUUAAGGUUUCCAGUUCUUCACAGAAACGUUACAUUCUUAUUUCAGGGUUUCCUCCCAGACAUUUUCAAGGUAAUUGGCUUAAAAAAGAUAAUAUAUUUUAACAAAGCAAGUUCAUAGACACUCUAAAAAUAAAGUUGCUUUAUA
Messenger RNA from Carlito syrichta (Philippine tarsier), 1705 nucleotides. It is a transcript of the gene VRK2, whose product is annotated as vaccinia related kinase 2. Gene Ontology annotation, molecular function: ATP binding; protein serine/threonine kinase activity. Gene Ontology annotation, cellular component: nucleus; cytoplasm. NCBI's taxonomy places the organism in Eukaryota, Metazoa, Chordata, Mammalia, Primates, Tarsiidae. The transcript has 12 exons. The coding region runs from base 2 to 1531 and encodes 509 amino acids. Gene Ontology annotation, biological process: peptidyl-serine phosphorylation; signal transduction. The record is from RefSeq and is a predicted model, not a curated record.